Plutella xylostella (diamondback moth) is the source of this 1761-nucleotide messenger RNA. Its product is annotated as frequenin-2. Lineage: Eukaryota; Metazoa; Arthropoda; Insecta; Lepidoptera; Plutellidae. The record is from RefSeq and is a predicted model, not a curated record. Gene Ontology annotation, molecular function: calcium sensitive guanylate cyclase activator activity; calcium ion binding.
GCCCUGCGCUACAUGGUUAUAUAACCGGCGGCGGGCCGCGUCUCUCUGCCCCGAGCCUCCGUCGCGCCCGGUCCGCGCGCCACUGCUGUCGGGAACUCGAGCGCCGCGCACGCGAUCCUUCGCGCCACAACACGACCCGCGAGACAAAUAUUCUAUUCUUUUAACCGAAAUAAAAAAUCACAACUUUCCAAAUUUAAAGUUUCGAGGCAAGUUUCAUUCAGCGUUUCCGGCCACUUCGCCACAGCGAUAGUGCGUUGUGUAUGUGUUUUGGGUGGAAAAAGUGGAAAUAGUAAUUCAGAUAUACCUACAGUGAUGGAGUUUAAGUGUUGUUUAAAUAUGCUGCAGACAAACAAUUAAAAAAGAUCUUCGUACAAGUGGUAGUGGAAUACAAUGUAAUAGAAAGUCCCUCCGGGCCCAAGAAAGCACAUUAGUUCUCUUUGCCGCGCGAUCCCGUCUCAGUCGUAAACAUGGGCAAGAAGAACUCCAAACUGAAGCAAGACACCAUCGACCGGCUCACCACCGCCACCUAUUUUACGGAGAAGGAGAUUCGGCUUUGGCACAAGGGCUUUCUGAAAGAUUGUCCAAACGGGUUGCUGACUGAGCAGGGCUUCAUCAAGAUCUACAAGCAGUUCUUCCCGCAAGGAGAUCCCAGCAAGUUUGCCUCGCUCGUGUUCCGUGUCUUCGACGAGAAUAAUGAUGGUUCGAUUGAGUUUGAAGAGUUUAUUAGAGCCUUAUCAGUGACGUCACGUGGCAAUUUGGAUGAAAAGCUUCACUGGGCAUUCAGGCUCUAUGACGUGGACAACGAUGGCUACAUCACCAGGGACGAAAUGUAUAACAUCGUGGACGCGAUAUACCAAAUGGUGGGCCAAACCCCGCAGCCAGAGGACGAGAACACUCCGCAGAAGCGCGUCGACAAGAUCUUCGACCAGAUGGACAAGAACCACGACGACCGCCUGACCCUGGAGGAGUUCCGUGAGGGGAGCAAGGCUGACCCCCGCAUCGUGCAGGCCCUGUCGCUAGGCGGGGACUAAGACACGCUCUUCGCCUAUGAUUUGCUCACUCUCUCCCCUGUACCAUGAAAACGCUACCCUUUAUUGAGGGCUUCAAUUCUAAAGUGGGUUUUGACUGGCAAUAAAAAUUGCAGACAUCGAUUUCUGUGUUGUAAUGACACUUUUGUGGUAUGCUUAGCAAUUGGCAUAACACACGUUUACACCCGUCGACUUCAAGUAUUUUUUAUUGCUAGUCUAAACCUCGCUUAACAGUACAGUAAAUUCUGGCGAACACUGGUUAUCAUGGUAGGGGAAUCUGCUACUUCUGGCAAAUUAAUUUAAUACCUAAGUUUACGUUUUGACAGACAUAGGCGUUGAGGCGCCGCUUCUUCAAGAUUACUUGGAUACAGCACUGGUAGUUACGCAUCAUACAGCUUUUGCAUAUUUAUCGAUAUAUAUAAUUAUGUUUGUAUUGUAUGUCUAUUAAGUAUGAUAAAAUAAGUAACUAGUUAAUAUGUUGAUUCGUAAAAAGUAUUUAAGUUUGGAAUGAUCAAAAUUUACUUCAAAACAAAAAAUAAGACACAGCUGCAAAAAAUUAUAUUGUAACGACAUAGAAGACCGUGAAAAAGCCGCAUAUUUACCUAAUUAAAUUGGGGAAGAAAAUCAAUGAAUGUGAAUGAAAAUUCUCGUGAAUAUUUAUUAUUAUGUUACCUACCUUCUAACCUAUGCAUUUUCUAGAUACAAUGUCAAAAAACCUAUCUAAGUAUCUAAC